Molecule: messenger RNA, 1734 nt
Organism: Manihot esculenta (cassava)
Lineage: Eukaryota; Viridiplantae; Streptophyta; Magnoliopsida; Malpighiales; Euphorbiaceae
Product: serine/threonine-protein kinase ZRK1
Exons: 2
Coding region: 629-1675 (348 amino acids)
Biological process (GO): protein phosphorylation; cell surface receptor signaling pathway
Cellular component (GO): plasma membrane
Molecular function (GO): protein serine/threonine kinase activity; ATP binding
Source: RefSeq, a predicted model, not a curated record
UCAGUAUCCUUUACAAAUCGUAGAGGAUUUUAUUAAUGCAAUCUUUUCCUGUAUCAGUAUUUGCAAGAAUAGUAAUGAAAUUCUAAUUUCAAAUUAAUUGGAGGUGGAUUUUUUCCCUCAUUCAACCCUAUUUUACAAUAUAUAGACUCUCUGGCUAAAGUGGUGGUUUUUUGAAAACUCUGAAAACAUAAAAAUUAUAUUCUUCCAUGAAUUUAGUCUAUUAUUUUUUUUUUAUAUAUAAAAAAAGGGACUUGAUCCUAAUUAGCAUGUAAAUAAUCAGCGAGCUAUUUCAUUGAAAUUUCUAAAACGGUCCAUUUUCAUGCCUCGACUUCGAGGACAAGAUAUUGAGGAUUAUCAUUGACUUGUAAAUUAUUUCUCAUUGACUUAUAAAGUCUGUGAUCAUACAAUCAAAAUUUUUAACAUUAAUAUCUCAUCUUCACAUAGACGAGAUAGGGAGGGAGAAAAAAUCUUGUUAAUUCUCCAUUUCAAUCUCUUAGCUGAGCAACAACACUCUGCUUCUCUCCAUCUCUUCAGGGAUAGCUGCAGAUGAUUCGAAGUGUUAUAGUUGAUGUAUAAUCCCACUUCAUAGCUUGUGAACACACAACACACAUCCGCGAAUCGAAGCGAGAUGAUGAGAUGCUUUAGAGGCAACAGGGAUGAGAAUGAGACUGAGACAGCAGCAAUGAGAAAUGGAAGAUUGUUAUUAGAAAAGUCGAUUGCCAUUAAUAAUGGCAGAGGUAAUCCUAUCCGUUGCUUUUCUACCCAAGAUCUUAACAAUGCAACAAAUAACUACGAUCAAAGUCAAAUGUUUUUUUACAACAGAUUCUACGGAUUGUACAAGGGUUUUCUGCAAGAACGUCCAGUAAUUGUGAAAAGGUACAAGGAAGAUGAAAAUCUUCUCCAAAAUUGUAUGAGUGAUAUUGUGUUUUCAUCACAAAUGAGUGUGCAUAAAAAUGUUCUCAAACUGCUGGGAUGUUGCUUAGAAUCCCCAAUUCCUAUUCUAGUUUAUGAAGUUGCAGAGAAGGGAACCCUUCAUGAUUGCAUAAUUUUGGAUAGAAAUAGAACCAAUUUCCAACCAUUAUCAUGGAAAAAUAGGUUGAAGAUAGCAGUUGAUGUGGCUAAUGCGAUUGCUUAUCUUCACACUGCAUUCCCAAGGCCUAUUGUUCAUAGAGAUAUCAAAUCCACAGUAAUCCUGCUGGAUGAAGAGUGCAGGGCUAAAUUGAGUGAUUUUUCAUUAUCCAUAUCAAUUCCAGAAGGUGAAACCCACAUACAGGAUGAGAAUGUGAUAGGGACACUUGGAUAUCUAGCUCCUGAAUAUCUUUCAGAAUCUAAGUUUAAUGAGAAGAUUGAUGUUUAUAGUUUUGGUAUACUUCUACUAGUGCUUUUGACUGAAAAAACGCCGAAUGAAACAUCAAAUUAUGACCCAGAUUUGGUUCUAGUGAAGUCCUUCGAGAAAUGUAUGGAAGAAUAUGGAAUGAUAGACAACUUUGUGGAUCCUAAAAUUGUUGAAGAAGGGCCAUGGCUUGGGAAAGAGCAGCAACUAAGAGUAUAUGCUAGGCUUGCCCUUCAAUGUCUUCAUUACCGUGCAGAGGAUAGGCCAGAUAUCACAGAUGUGGGCAAACAACUUAGGCAGAUUUAUCAAUCCUUAAUUUCUACUGGUUCUCAUCAAAAUUAGUCAUUUUGUUGUUUGAAUAUAUAAUGUUUAUAUCCAUCAACCGUGUGACUUGUGGUUCA